CCCGGGCGAGAUCCGAGCCGACGGCCUCGCCUUCCCCAAGCCGGUGAUUCUCUGGGCCUCGACGUUGAACGCCGGGGCGCGAGAGCUCGCCAAUUCGGUCGCGGCGGCCGUGGCUGGCGGCAUCUCGAUCACCGACGCAGCGCCCUCGCGCCUAUCCGCGCUGCCUCGCUCCUCGCGCUCCUCGCGCCUCUCCUCGCUCCUCCCUUCGCUAUCUCGACGCGCGAGAAGAGAAGGCGGCGGCGAGGCGACGCACAUGCUGCUCUACCUGAACAGGUUGACGUGGGCCGGCGAUGGCGCCGAGGCGCUCGCAGAGCAGGUGCGCGCCGCGCGCCGCGCCAAGCUGCCGAUCGUAAUGGCGCACGAGAAUGACGCCGUCCGCAACGGCUGCAUCUUUGGGCACUUUUUCGAGGUAACGCCGCGCGACCUUAUUGCCGAUGGGCUGUACCACGACCUCGCCAUCGGCUGCCACGCGGACCCGCACCGACAGGUGUCGCUCGCCCUGCUCGCAAAGGCGCUCGGCGCGACCAAGCAGACAGCCCAGUCGCGCGUGCAUCGCGUCACCGCCCUCGCUCUAACGAUCCGCGGCUCCUUGACAAAGACGAAGCCGUCGAAUGGCGACGACCUUGUGGAAGCGUCAGCGACGCAGGCCCGCCAGAUCGUCUGAGCGGAUACAUACCCCACUGUAGCCGACUCCCGUGCUUGUGCCGCGAGUUUAUUGCAUUCUAAAUUCUUUUUUGUCAAUC
Emiliania huxleyi CCMP1516 is the source of this 743-nucleotide messenger RNA. RefSeq lists its product as hypothetical. The transcript has 2 exons. Lineage: Eukaryota; Haptophyta; Isochrysidales; Noelaerhabdaceae. The record is from RefSeq and is a predicted model, not a curated record. The annotation marks the transcript as partial.